Messenger RNA from Cucumis melo (muskmelon), 1462 nucleotides. Its product is annotated as leucine aminopeptidase 3, chloroplastic-like. The record is from RefSeq and is a predicted model, not a curated record. Gene Ontology annotation, molecular function: metalloaminopeptidase activity. The coding region runs from base 409 to 1293 and encodes 294 amino acids. Gene Ontology annotation, biological process: proteolysis. The transcript has 7 exons. NCBI's taxonomy places the organism in Eukaryota, Viridiplantae, Streptophyta, Magnoliopsida, Cucurbitales, Cucurbitaceae.
AACUUUGAAAUCUUCUAACCCUAAAUUCUCCUCCUCUCCUCCUCUCCUCCUCUCUUUUUUUAUUUUUAUUUUAUUUAAAUUUUUUUUGCGCUUUGAGAAGUCCUUCCCAGUUGUUGUAUUUCAAGCUCAUUCUUUCCUAUUUGUAUUUCGCCUCUGAUGCUCACGACUUUUCUUUCACAUUCUUCAUAACUCCCCGCCUUGCCAUAGUUUAUCGUCUAUGGGUUUUCUGUAAUCGAGAAGUUGAUUGUCUUUCUUCUGUGUAAUUACUGACUUCUGAGUCUGAUGAUUCACAGCCUUUUUAUCAUAGCAGCUCCAGAUCCAAGACCAAGAACAUCCACAGAUUGAAGUACAGUUGCUUUGGGGUUUGAUCUAUAUCUAUUGUCGUCAAAUAUCCCGUUGACAAUUCCUAUGAUACAGAAAAAAAUAACUUUUGCUGCAAAAGACACUGAUGUCUUGGAAUGGAAUGGAGACUUGCUUGCUGUGGGUGUCACAGAGAAAGAUGUGGUCAAGGAUGACAACAACAACUUCACCAAUCCACUUUUGCAAAAGUUGGAUGCACUCUUGGGUGGAUUGUUGGCCGAAGCUUCUUCAGAGGAAGAUUUCUGUGGAAAGUCAGGCCAAGCUAUUGUUCUUAGAGUUUCUGGUUUGAGCUUUAAGAGGGUGGGUUUAUUUGCGCUUGGCCAGUCAGCUUCACGUGCAGCAGCCUUUGUUGGUCUAGGUGAGGCCAUUGCAGCAGCAGCACAGGCAUCUCGAGCAGUUUCAGUUGCUUUUGCUCUUGCCUUCUCAGCGGACCUUUCGGAUGAAUGGAAGCCAGCCAUUGCCUCGUCCAUUGCAAUUGGAAUUGUCAACGGGAUAUUUAACGGUAGGGCAAGGAGGGACCGGAAGCGGUUUGAGGAUCGAGUGAAGGAAGAAGAUAAUGGUGGAAAUGUUGAUGAGAAGCAUGCGAAAGUGAUUGAAUACAAGUCCAAAGGAGACGUGGGGGAUGGAAAAGUACAGUUUGGAGGCACCACUGAUGAAAAAAGGUCACUGGGGAAUGUAAAGGAAAAUGAGAAGGCUUUGGUUGAACGUGGACAGUGCGAUGUUCCAAACUUGGUUCAUAAUAAACAGCCCAUUUUCGGAAUGACACCACCAAUUCCUUCUUUAUCUUUCGGAAAAGAAGAUGAAUAUUUUGUGGAGGAAGAUGGGUGGACUCAGAUUUUGUCCCAACUUCAAAUUAGUUCAAAGGAACAACCCUGCUCUUCUCUUUUCUUCAUUCUCUACCACUCGGGCUUCUUACAACACUCUCGUCUCUGAGAAUGAUUGAAGUUAUAUGGGGUUGAAAGCUGAGCAAUUGUGUAGAUAGCCAGACGAUCAUUGAAGGUUGAAGAUUGAAAAGACGUUUAGAAUUUUUCUUAUUUACGUCUUGUAUUAGGAUCUUUUUUCAUAUACUGUUGUAGAAUAUAAACACAAUAUUAAGUUUUCA